AUGUCCACCGAAAAUGAAAAGAUUCCUCAAGAGUCAAUCUGCGAAAAGGAUUCGCAAGGAAAUAGCACCCAGGACGAAUCAGACAGAGAAUUGCAAAAGAUCCAGUACCCAGGCAAGGGAGGGACAUUCGAUGCUGUAGAAGGCCACCAUUAUUAUCGCCCAAUUGAUAGCUAUGAAGGCCUUCACAGGUGGGACCCGAACUUUGAGUGGACGGAGGAAGAGGAAAAGAAGAUUGUCCGAAAGAUCGACUUUCGAGUCUGCACAUUUGCUUGUGUGACUUUCUUUGCAUUGCAGCUCGACCGAGGCAAUAUCGGCCAAGCCUUGUCGAGCACGUUGUUGCAAGAUCUGAAAAUGACCAGCAAUGAUUUCAACCUUGGACAAACAAUCUUUCUGGUCUGCUUUUUGCUGGCGGAAAUGCCGUCUCAGUUGCUCUCGAAAAGAAUCGGACCGGAUCGUUGGAUUCCCAUACAAAUCAUUUCUUGGAGUCUGGUUGCAGCCUGUCAGGCCUUUCUAAAGAGCCGGGGGUCAUAUCUUGCUCUUCGCGCUUUGCUCGGGCUGCUGGAAGGAGGAUUCAUUCCCGACACGAUAUUAUUCCUCUCCUUCUUCUAUAAAUCCAGUGAGCUGCCAAAAAGGCUGACCUGCUUUUGGAUAUCCUUUACCAUUGCAGGUAUCAUAGGCUCUUUCCUAGCGUUUGGCUUCCUUCACAUCACAGACUCCAACGGCGGUGGUUCAUGGCGAUACCUCUUCGCAUAUGAGGGAUUGAUCACCGGUGUCAUUGGUAUAAUCGCAGUAUUCUGGAUGCCUGCAUCGCCAGUUCAAACAAAAGGUGGCCUCCGCGGAAAGGAUGGAUGGUUCACAGAACACGAGGAGAAAAUCAUUGUCAACAGAGUGAUCAGAGAUGAUCCCAGCAAGGGCACUAUGCAUAACCGGGAGGCGCUUACCCCAAAGCUCUUUUGGGAGUCGCUCAAAGAUUUCCACAUGUGGCCGGUCUAUUUCCUUGGAUUGAUCUGGAUGAUUCCUACUACCCCAGCAACCAAUUAUCUUACACUUCAGCUACGGUCGCAGGGAUUCACCACCUUCCAGACUAACCUCUUGGUGAUCCCAGCGGCUGUCAUUGCUAUCAUAACGAUGAUCUCCAUUACCUGGAUUGCAGAGCGUACCAAUCAACGGUUGCUAUGUGGGGCAUCUGUGGAAGUAUGGAAUCUUGUACUUCUGAUUGCAUUGGAGUUCCUACCGGAGAAAUCCAUGCCUUGGCAACGAUGGGCUAUCCUAACUCUUCUUGUGGGAGGGCCUACUAUCCAUCCUGUUGUGGUGGCUUUGACUUCUCGGAAUGCUGGAUCUGUCCGAACUCGCACCGUUGCUUCUGCGCUGUACAAUAUGUCCGUGCAGAUCAGCGGUAUUGCAGGGGCUAAUGUCUACCAAACGAAAGAUGCCCCGUACUACAAGCAUGGAAACAGAGUGCUCAUUGCAUUGGCUGUAGUGAGCGGCGUGCUAUUUGUCGCCGCCAAAGUCUACUACGAUUGGUGUAAUAAGCAAAACUCCACCAAGUGGAAUGCCAUGACAAGCGAACAACGCGAGCUAUAUCUCCUCGAACACCCGGAGCUCACCAACAAAAGGUACCAAGACUCCCGAAGUUACCCCAGCUAA
This is a messenger RNA of Penicillium olsonii, 1647 nucleotides long. Lineage: Eukaryota; Fungi; Ascomycota; Eurotiomycetes; Eurotiales; Aspergillaceae. The record is from the annotation of a GenBank genome assembly.